AUGGAGCCGCCCGGCAGCAGCUCCCGGCGGCCGGCCCUGGCGGGCUGCAGGCUGCCCGGCGCUUCCCGCGGCCCCCGAGGCUGCCCCGCCGGCCCGCUGGCGGCCCGCUCGCCGCCCUGCCUCCGCCUGCUCCUCGUCCUCCUGCCGCCGCUGCUGCUGCUGCCGCCGCCGCCCGCGCUCGCCGCCGCGUCCCGGCCCUCCGCCCCGGGGACGGCUGCGCCCAGCGGUCUGCAUUGGAAUGAAACUGCAGAAAACAGAUCAGGAGUCCUGGCAGAUGAAGGCAGUACAUUGCCACAGAAUAGCAACAGCAGUGUCAGCCACAGCAAUGCAAUGCAGAGAGAAAUCACACUGCCUUCAAGACUCAUAUAUUACAUCAACCAAGACUCAGAAAGCCCUUAUCAUGUUCUUGACACAAAGACAAGACACCAACAAGAACGCAAGAAGGCUGUCCAUCUGGCCCAAGCAAGCUUCCAGAUUGAAGCCUUUGGCUCCAAGUUCAUUCUUGACCUUAUACUGAACCAUGGUUUGUUGUCAUCUGAUUAUGUGGAGAUCCACUAUGAAAAUGGGAAACCACAGUACUCUAAGGGUGGAGAACACUGUUACUACCAUGGAAGCAUCAGAGGCGUCAAAGAUUCCAGGGUGGCUCUGUCAACAUGCAACGGGCUUCAUGGCAUAUUUGAAGAUGACACCUUUGUGUACAUGAUAGAGCCGCUGGAGCUGAUCCAUGAUGAGAAAAGCACAGGCCGACCACAUGUGAUCCAGAAGACCUUGGCAGGACAGUAUUUUAAGCAAAUGAAGAAUCUCAGUACAGACAACAAUGACCAGUGGCCUUUGCUAUCUGAAUUACAGUGGCUGAAAAGAAGGAAGAGAGCAGUGAAUCCAUCUCGCGGUGUGUUUGAAGAAAUGAAAUAUUUGGAGCUUAUGAUUGUUAAUGACCACAAGACGUAUAAGAAACACCGCUCUUCUCAUGCACACACCAACAACUUCGCAAAGUCUGUGGUCAACCUUGUGGAUUCUAUUUACAAGGAGCAGCUCAAUACCAGGGUUGUCCUGGUGGCUGUAGAGACCUGGACUGAGAAGGAUCACAUUGACAUCACCACCAACCCGGUACAGACGCUGCACGAGUUCUCCCAGUACCGACAGCGGAUCAAGCAGCACGCCGAUGCUGUGCACCUCAUCUCGCGCGUGACAUUCUACUACAAGAGGAGCAGUCUGAGUUACUUUGGAGGUGUCUGUUCUCGCAUAAGAGGGGUUGGUGUGAAUGAGUAUGGUCUUCCAAUGGCAGUGGCACAAGUAUUAUCGCAGAGCCUGGCUCAAAACCUUGGAAUCCAAUGGGAACCUUCUAGCAGAAAGCCAAAAUGUUACUGCACAGAAUCUUGGGGUGGCUGCAUCAUGGAGGAAACAGGGGUAUCUCAUUCACGGAAGUUCUCAAAGUGCAGCAUUUUGGAAUACAGAGACUUUUUACAGAGAGGAGGCGGAGCCUGUCUUUUUAAUAGGCCUACAAAGCUAUUUGAGCCCACAGAAUGUGGAAAUGGCUAUGUAGAACCUGGGGAGGAAUGUGAUUGUGGUUUCCAUGUGGAAUGCUAUGGAUUGUGUUGUAAGAAAUGCUCACUCUCCAACGGGGCCCACUGCAGUGAUGGUCCGUGCUGUAACAGUACAUCGUGCCUUUUUCAGCCACGAGGAUAUGAAUGUCGGGAUGCUGUGAAUGGGUGUGACAUUACUGAAUAUUGCACUGGAGACUCUGGCCAGUGUCCACCAAAUCUUCAUAAGCAAGAUGGAUAUGCCUGCAAUCAAAACCAGGGUCGUUGCUACAAUGGCGAGUGCAAGACGAGGGACAACCAGUGUCAGUACAUCUGGGGGACAAAGGCUGCAGGGUCUGACAAGUUCUGUUAUGAAAAGCUAAAUACGGAAGGCACGGAGAAGGGAAACUGCGGGAAGGAUGGAGAUCGAUGGAUCCAGUGCAGCAAACAUGAUGUGUUCUGUGGAUUUUUACUUUGCACCAAUCUUACUCGAGCUCCACUUAUUGGUCAGCUUCAAGGGGAGAUCAUCCCAACUUCCUUCUACCAUCAAGGCCGCGUGAUUGACUGCAGUGGUGCUCAUGUAGUUUUAGAUGAUGAUACGGACGUGGGCUACGUAGAAGAUGGAACACCGUGUGGCCCAUCCAUGAUGUGCCUAGACAGGAAGUGCCUACAGAUUCAAGCCCUAAAUAUGAGCAGCUGCCCACUUGAUUCCAAGGGUAAAGUCUGUUCAGGCCAUGGGGUGUGUAGCAAUGAAGCCACGUGCAUCUGCGAUUUCACCUGGGCAGGCACAGAUUGCAGUAUACGGGACCCAGUUCGGCACCCUCACACCCCAAAGGAUGAAGGACCCAAGGAAAUGUCAAGAAGCGGAGGUUUGACCCUACUCAGCAAGGCCCCAUCUGAAUCAGCUGCCCUGGAUGAGUACCACCUUGCACUGUGGGGUUCUGGGUAUGACAUCUUUGCAGCCAGGCUGCUAGAACUACUCUGUCUGCGACAAGACCACUGGGUGGUAAUGACUACAGAGCUGACAUCGGGGUAACGGGGAUGGGCUAAAAGAAAACUGUCCCUUUUGGAAAUAACAUCAAGGAACCUCUUCUACCACUUGUGAAUAUGAGGGAGGGGGUUAAUGACCAUGUCAUUUGAAAAAAAAAAAAAAAACUUUAGAUUUUUUUUUUUCUUUUUAAAGGAGAAAGGAACAAAAAGUGCAAUAAAAGAAACAUUAAAACAGCAAAUGAUUUUUCUCCCUCCGCCUGCUGGCACUUAAUACCUUCUAAAUGAUUUGGCAUGUUUGUUUCCCUUUUACUAUCAAUGACAACUCCCAGUGGCAUGAAGAUCCAAUUUUGGAAAAGGGUAAAAACUGCAUGGCACAUACAUUACAAGCUAGCAAGCCAAUCCUCAGCAAAACCUGCAAUGGAAUUCAUAGUUGGAAGAUGACGGAUGAACACAUAGAACGUGCCUGGGCCUGAUGAUACUUCCCCACACCCCGCCCAUGGUCGCCCUGUCCCGCUCCCUGUGUGUCCCCACUGCCUGCUCUAGACCAGCCUCUGCAGAACUCCACUGGACCCUGCUCUUGUUGAUUCACUCUCCCCGUCUGUUUCUCUCCUCUGGAAAUUUGGGAGCUGGAACUUGAACAAUGAUGCUAUUAUGUAAUUCUUUUGUAAAUGUAAAUAUGGAAAUAAGAGAUUUCGACACAUCAUUUCACUUGUCUGUAUUGAAAUCUUCUUGUAAAGAGUUUCUCUAAAUCUGAAUUUGUUGCUUGCUCCCCAUCUGUUUUUAUUUCAUUUCUCUUGUCCUUUUAUUUCCCCCCCUUCUCUGUUUCUGUCCUUCUCUCUUAUAACAUAUCCAAGAAUUGUUGGGAUUCCUUAAAAAGACAGAUAUAGCCAUAGAUACAGGGGGUUUGGGCACAAACAAAACCAAAAAUAAACAAAAGGGGGGGGCACAAACAAAAUAACCCAUAUCAAAAACCACAAAGAUUAUGUAAAUGUAAAGUUAUAUGUACUGAUAAGUCUCAAAUUUUUUGAUGUCAUCAUAAACAUAUGUAUAUAAUGUAAGAAAAUAGAGACCCUCUCAAAAUAUUCACAAAAGUGCCAAGCUCAUGGUUUUAGUUUUUGGUUUUGACAAUUUUUUCCCCCUGUCAUUAAUGUGAAAGGAGGGUAAACUUAAAGCCUUAAAUAAUAAUAAUAAAAAAGUUUUUAAAUGUCAAAAGCUUGAAAACAUAAGCUACGCUUUCCAUUCUGUUCACACCUAUUUUUGUCCAUUUCAUCCAUGCAUCAUACUUAUGCCUCAGAGUCUAUGUUGCAGAGCCCCAUUGUGCAAGAGGUGAUGGGGACAAAGGGGCACCGGCCUCGUUGUUCUUGGAGGCGGGAAGUCAGCGUGCAUCACUCACAGAGCCAUGCUGGCCCAUGGUGUUUUGCUGGACUAGGGUGGGAUGCCACCAUGUGCAAAUACGUAUUCUUUUCGUGCAGAUUUGCAGAUCUAGUCUUGGAGUUUCCAAGUUUUUCUGGGCUUUCUUCACUUUCACCCAUUCCUUCUUUAAGAAAGCUUCCAUCAAGUGGUUAGCAAACCAGCUAAUGUUGUCCCAGCUUUGUGCAGUGACCAGCCAUGUAAAGAUAGCUUGUCUGAAACUCCUUGAAGAGGCCCAGCUCUCCAGGCUUUUCAUUUUAGGAGAAAUACAUACAGUUGUACUAUGCACUAAAUCACUAAUUGAUUUAGAUAUGAGUCCUUGGCAGCAAGAUUCAUAACAUCUGUUGACAACUUUUUCUUUGACUAGAGUGGUUGAUCUCCUUAAAAAAAAAAAAAUACUGCUUGAAACAGUCAAUUUUUUCCCCCUC
Jaculus jaculus (lesser Egyptian jerboa) is the source of this 4348-nucleotide messenger RNA. RefSeq names its product ADAM metallopeptidase domain 23 (gene Adam23). The record is from RefSeq and is a predicted model, not a curated record. Lineage: Eukaryota; Metazoa; Chordata; Mammalia; Rodentia; Dipodidae. The coding region runs from base 1 to 2556 and encodes 851 amino acids. Gene Ontology annotation, cellular component: presynaptic membrane. The transcript has 25 exons. Gene Ontology annotation, molecular function: metalloendopeptidase activity. Gene Ontology annotation, biological process: proteolysis.